Molecule: messenger RNA, 945 nt
Organism: Sardina pilchardus (European sardine)
Lineage: Eukaryota; Metazoa; Chordata; Actinopteri; Clupeiformes; Clupeidae
Product: sodium/mannose cotransporter SLC5A10-like
Exons: 10
Coding region: 1-945 (314 amino acids)
Biological process (GO): transmembrane transport
Cellular component (GO): plasma membrane
Molecular function (GO): D-glucose:sodium symporter activity
Source: RefSeq, a predicted model, not a curated record
AUGCUGCCCUUCAUCUUCAUCAUUCUGCCUGGCAUGAUCAGCAGAGCGCUGUACCCAGACUCAGUAGGUUGUGUAGACCCAGAAGAGUGUGUGAAGGUGUGUGGUGCUGAGGUGGGAUGCUCUAACAUCGCCUUUCCCAAACUGGUCAUUGAGCUCAUGCCAAGUGGUCUGCGUGGGCUGAUGAUCGCGGUGAUGAUGGCGGCUCUGAUGUCAUCGCUGACGUCCAUCUUCAACAGUAGCUCCACCCUCUUCACCAUGGACAUCUGGAAGAAGUACCGUCGCCAUGCCAACGAGAAGGAGCUGCUGCUGGUGGGCAGGAUCGUGACGGUCAUCUUGGUGGUCAUCAGUGUGGUGUGGAUUCCGAUCCUCCAGACGUCCAAUAGCGGUCAGCUCUACGUCUACAUCCAAUCAGUGACCAGCUAUCUGGCCCCGCCCGUCACUGCCGUCUUUGUGCUCGCCGUGUUCUGGACCCGCACCAACGAGCAGGGGGCGUUCUGGGGCCUGAUGGUGGGCCUGGUUGUCGGGGUAACGCGGAUGCUGCUGGAGUUUGCGUAUCCUCCCGGGGCGUUCUGGGGCCUUAUGGUGGGCCUGGUUGUCGGGGUAACGCGGAUGCUGCUGGAGUUUGCGUAUCCUCCUGGGGCGUUCUGGGGCCUGAUGGUGGGCCUGGUUGUCGGGGUAACGCGGAUGCUGCUGGAGUUUGCGUAUCCUCCUGGGGCGUUCUGGGGCCUGAUGGUGGGCCUGGUUGUCGGGGUAACGCGGAUGCUGCUGGAGUUUGCGUAUCCUCCUGUGCGCUGUGGCGUAUUUGACUCCGCCCCCUCAGUGCUGCGCUCCGUUCACUACCUGCACUUUGCCAUCAUCCUCUGCGCCCUCACCACCGCCGUCGUCAUGACGAUCAGCCUGCUCACACCACCACCGCCGCCCGAGCAGCCUCCGGUGGUUCAGUGA